UUUCCUGUGGGAGCAGCCGGGUCGAGAGGAGCGUGGCCUUCUCCUCUCCCCGCCAUGGCGUGUGCUCGUCCCCUGAUAUCAGUGUACUCCGAAAAGGGGGAGUCAUCCGGCAAAAAUGUCACUUUACCUGCUGUGUUCAAGGCUCCUAUUCGACCAGAUAUUGUGAACUUUGUUCAUACCAACCUGCGUAAGAACAACAGGCAGCCCUAUGCUGUCAGUGAAUUAGCAGGUCAUCAGACCAGUGCUGAGUCUUGGGGUACUGGCAGAGCUGUGGCUCGAAUUCCCAGAGUUCGGGGUGGUGGGACCCACCGAUCUGGCCAGGGUGCCUUUGGAAAUAUGUGUCGGGGAGGGCGCAUGUUUGCGCCAACCAAAACCUGGCGUCGUUGGCACCGUAGAGUGAACACAACCCAAAAGCGAUACGCCAUCUGCUCUGCCCUGGCUGCUUCGGCCUUACCAGCACUGGUCAUGUCUAAAGGUCAUCGUAUUGAGGAAGUUCCUGAACUUCCUUUGGUGGUUGAAGAUAAAGUUGAGGGUUACAAGAAGACCAAGGAGGCUGUUCUGCUGCUUAAGAAACUCAAAGCCUGGAAUGACAUCAAAAAGGUGUAUGCCUCUCAGCGAAUGAGAGCUGGCAAAGGAAAGAUGAGAAACCGCCGUCGUCUCCAGCGCAGGGGGCCCUGCGUCAUCUAUAAUGAGGACAAUGGCAUCAUCAAGGCCUUCAGAAACAUCCCUGGAAUUACUCUGCUUAAUGUAAGCAAACUGAACAUUUUGAAGCUUGCUCCUGGUGGGCACGUGGGACGUUUCUGCAUUUGGACUGAAGGUGCUUUCCGGAAAUUAGAUGACUUGUAUGGCACUUGGCGUAAAGCUGCUUCCCUCAAGAGUAAUUAUAACCUUCCCAUGCACAAGAUGAUGAAUACAGACCUCAGCAGAAUCUUGAAAAGCCCAGAGAUCCAAAGAGCCCUUAGAGCACCACGCAAAAAGAUCCAUCGCAGAGUCCUGAAGAAGAACCCACUGAAAAACCUGAGAAUCAUGUUGAAAUUGAACCCAUAUGCAAAGACCAUGCGCCGGAACACCAUUCUUCGCCAGGCCAGAAAUCACAAAAUCCGGGUGAAUAAAGCAGCAGCUGCAUUGGCAGCCAAAUCAGAUGAGAAGGGGGCUGCAGAAAAGGGGGCUGAAGGCAAGAAGCCUGUGGUGAUUAAGAAAGGAAAGAAGGCUGUUGAUGUUAAGAAGCAGAAGAAGCCUUUGGGGAAAAAGGCUGCUGCUACCAAGAAACCAACAGCUGAAAAGAAACCUGCAGAAAAGAAGCCGGCCACAGAAGAAAAGAAGUCUGCUCCAUAACUACUAAAAUCUGUUUUAUUCCAUAAGGUCAAGUAAUAUAGGACAGCUUAUAUGAAUAAAGACCUGAUCAAAGAUGCAGGGAGAAAUGUG
This is a messenger RNA of Castor canadensis (American beaver), 1425 nucleotides long. It is a transcript of the gene Rpl4, whose product is annotated as ribosomal protein L4. Gene Ontology annotation, molecular function: structural constituent of ribosome. NCBI's taxonomy places the organism in Eukaryota, Metazoa, Chordata, Mammalia, Rodentia, Castoridae. The record is from RefSeq and is a predicted model, not a curated record. Gene Ontology annotation, biological process: translation. Gene Ontology annotation, cellular component: ribosome.